Molecule: messenger RNA, 2214 nt
Organism: Caenorhabditis elegans
Lineage: Eukaryota; Metazoa; Nematoda; Chromadorea; Rhabditida; Rhabditidae
Gene: C50B6.7
Product: Alpha-amylase
Exons: 8
Coding region: 14-2155 (713 amino acids)
Biological process (GO): carbohydrate metabolic process
Molecular function (GO): cation binding; alpha-amylase activity; catalytic activity
Source: RefSeq, marked reviewed
UUUCAGCAUCAUGAUGCUCAAACAUCUCUUCCUUUUUCUUUUUAUCAAAAGCUCAAUAGCGUAUAACUUUUACUGGUAUGAUAAAACACAAACUCUGCAAAACCGUCAAACAAUGGUACAUUUGUUCGAAUGGAAAUGGGCAGAUGUAGCUAAGGAGUGUGAAAACUUUUUGCAAUAUUAUGGGUACGGUGCGGUACAAGUUUCACCCCCGAUGGAGCAUUUGAAGGCAUUUCCAAAUAAUAACUAUCCAUGGUGGGUUAGAUAUCAGCCAGUUAGUUACAAAUUGGAUUCGAGAAGUGGAAAUGAACAAGAGUUUCAAGAUAUGGUCAAUAGAUGCAACAAAGUUGGAGUUCGAAUCAUCGUUGAUAUUGUGAUGAACCAUAUGGUAGGAAUUGGACAAAAGAGUGGAAAUGGAGUUGGAUCCAGUGGAAGUUCUAGUUUUGAUGGAACUCACGGAGUUCAAUCUUUCCCAGGAGUUCCAUAUUCUUUGGGAGACUUCAAUAAUCCAAAAUGUGACGGUGAUAUUCAAGGAUCUGAUUAUCAAAAUAGUGCGGAACACGUGAAAGAUUGUCGAUUGGUCGGUCUUCUUGAUUUGAAUCAGGCUUCCGCAACAGUUCGAGCCAAAAUUGUUGCUUAUUUGAACAAGCUUGUCGAUAUGGGAGUUGCAGGGUUCCGUCACGAUGCGUCGAAACACAUGUGGCCACAGGAUAUUUUGAAUAUUCUAAAUGAUGUCAAAGACUUGAGAUCUGAUAUUUAUGGAUCGAACCAGCGUCCGUUUGCUGUUCACGAAGUUAUUGAUCGAGGAGGUGAAGCAGUAAAGUGUGGAGAUUAUUUCGGGAACGGUAGAUAUACAAAUUUCAAUUUCGGAGCAGCUGUCUCUGCUGCCGCUAAGCAACAAUCCGAUUGGAAAUACUUGGCAAACCUUGGACCUGGAUAUGGAUACGGUAAUAAUGAGGAUCAUGAUGUGCUCAAUUUCAUUGAUAACCAUGAUAACCAGAGAGAUUCUAGUCCCUAUGUUGUAACAUACAAAGACGGUCAGAAGUACAAUCUAGCCGUUGGCUUUAUGCUUGCUUGGCCAUAUGGAUAUCCAAGAGUAAUGAGUAGUUUUGCAUUCAGCUAUUCUGAUCAGAGUCCGCCAAACUCUGGAGCUUCUAAUGAUUACGCAACUACUAGUCCAACUUUCAAUGGUGAUCAAACUUGCAACAGCAAUUCUGGAUGGGUAUGCGAACAUCGUUGGCCAGCGAUCCGGCAGAUGGCUAAAUUCAGAAGUGCCGUUCAAGGAACUGCUGCUGCAGAUAUUGUUACAGAUACUAGAAGAAUUGCGUUUGCCAGAGACGGAAAGGGAUUCUUCGCUUUGAAUCAGCAAGACGGAGCAUGGACAAAAAUCUUUGCAACAAACCUUCCAGCAGGAGAUUAUUGUGAUCAUUUCUCCGGUGGGCUUGAUAAUGGAAAAUGUGUUGGAACUAAAAUUACUGUGAGAGAUGAUCAUACCUCCUAUCUUUCUGUCCCAUCCAACUCGAUCGUCGCAAUUUCUUUGGACUCUAAACUCACUCCUUAUACUCCACCAGCACCUCCAUCCGGUUACAGUACCACGGUGAUUCUUCUCAAGAAAGAUACAAAUCCUGGACAGAAUAUUUUUGUUAGAGGAGGAACUAGUCAAGCUCAUAACGGAAAAUGCUCAACUGGACCAUAUCAACAGUCAAGUGAUCCAUGUGCAAUCCCGAUGUAUCACGCAACAACUGUCCCAUUUGUGUUUGCCGAAUACUUAACAUGGAGCCAACAAGAUAAUUAUCUCGAUUUCGAAGGAGCUGAAAUUAAUCAAGGAACUCAUGAUGGAGCCGCUGCUUUUGGAACUCCAUUGGCAUAUUCCACAAAUGACAAAACGGCAAUUGAAUACCAGCCAUACAACAAAUAUGGGCCAGGAUAUUGGAUUGCCGUUUUAAGGAUGGACUGCUCAAAAGCUGAACAGGGAUGGUUUGAGGUUAAGGGAUAUGAAACACCGGACAUUGGAUGGGAAGGAGAUAUCAAGCAGGGAUCAUGCAGUGGAUCUGUUGGUGGAUCUGCUCCAUUCUCUUCUAUCAACCACGUGGCAAAAUGCGGAGCCGUUAAUGUAUUCACUUGGGGUUCAGCAAGUUGUGUUAUUGAUUCCGCUUAAUUUUGUUCAAUUUUGUGCUACAUAAAUCAAGAAGUGUAUAAAAAAUGAUUUUUUGGAGA